GAAUGUGGCCGUGCGCGUCCCAGCUUUUUACUGUCAGCGCCGCUAUUCACCUAGUGCUGUGCUGCUCGUGCUCACUCUUCUUCCAGUCUCCGUGUGUGUUUUUUUUUUCUCUCUCUACACUUCAGGAUUCCCAGCGUGCUUCACACUCCACCGCAACCACCGAGCGACCACCACACACAUCAUGGCCUCUGGUGUAACAGUUCAUGAUAAUGUCAUCAAGGUUUUCAAUGACAUGAAAGUAAGAAAAUCUUCGACACCUGAAGAGAUCAAAAAAAGAAAGAAGGCAGUUCUGUUCUGCUUGAGUCCGGACAGAAAGCAAAUAGUUGUAGAGGAAGAUAAGCAAAUUUUGGUUGGGGAUAUUGGAGACACCAUUGAAGACCCUUAUGGAUCCUUUGUAAAUUUACUUCCUCUCCAUGACUGCCGAUAUGCUUUGUAUGAUGCAACUUACGAAACAAGGGAAUCUAAGAAAGAAGAUUUGGUGUUUAUAUUUUGGGCUCCUGAAAGUGCACCACUUAAAAGCAAGAUGAUAUAUGCUAGUUCUAAAGAUGCAAUUAAAAAGAAAUUCACAGGUAUUAAACAUGAAUGGCAGGUUAAUGGCUACGAUGAUAUUAAGGAUCGUUCAACACUUGCAGAAAAACUGGGAGGUACUGUGGUAAUAUCGCUUGAAGGAGUCCCUUUGUAAAAAUGACAGAAGUGCCAUCUGGAUCCAAGGAGCUUCCAUUUAUACAGCUCUGAUAUAAUUUUGGAAAGUUUAGUCACCCUUGCCCCACACACAAGAAGAAAAGUUGAACGGCCUAUCAGAGAUUGCCAUUGGACUGUUAUAUCAUGGUAACUUUUAUGUAGAUAGUCAAGGGAUGCUUUGACAUUGACUACAUUUGACCCAAACUGCUGACUACACAUGCGUUCCUCUUUACAUGAUGUACAGUUUAAUGUUUGCAGCUUAGAACACAGAAGGGUAAUUCCUUGAAUGUGUUGUCCAUGGGUCAGAUGGUAACCUUUCAUAUUCAGUAUUAGUCCUACAGUUGCACUUGGUUGCAUUUCAUUGAGGCUCUUGUGCAUUUGUCCACCUCACUUUUUUUUUUUUUUUUUUUUUUUUUUUGUGACCUGGCAGCAUAUGACGUACACUAUGCAUUAAAAGCACUUUUUUGUAAUUGUAUUUAACACCUCAGUAAGGAAUGCCAAUUAAGUUGUAGUUGUCUCCUACUGUGUUCAUUCCUUUCAUGUGCAGACUCUUUUAAAUAGUUUAAUUGUUGCCUUCUCAUUUAAAUGUACACUGACACUGCUGAACAGGAAUAGGCAUUAAUGUUCAUCUUGUUAUAUUUUUAUUGCAACACUAAGGACAUCAUUGUGAUGGCAUUUUCUGUAUAAAGAGCCUUUAAAUGGAA
Molecule: messenger RNA, 1385 nt
Organism: Protopterus annectens (West African lungfish)
Lineage: Eukaryota; Metazoa; Chordata; Ceratodontiformes; Protopteridae
Gene: CFL2
Product: cofilin 2
Exons: 4
Coding region: 182-682 (166 amino acids)
Biological process (GO): cell motility; actin filament severing; actin filament fragmentation
Cellular component (GO): actin cortical patch; actin cytoskeleton; cytoplasm
Molecular function (GO): actin filament binding
Source: RefSeq, a predicted model, not a curated record